UCGAAUCUCUAUAUCUUCGAUAAAAAAAAAGAUCUCAAGCAUGAAGAACAGCAACGACGACGACAAUAAGCAGCAAAACGAAGACUCUGCUGCCUCCGUAGAUUCCCGAUUCAACCAGACUCUCAGAAAUGUUCAAGGGUUACUCAAGGGUCGUAGCAUUCCUGGUAAGAUAUUACUAAGCCAGAGGGUAGACCUGCCAGAUACCCCAAAUUCAUAUUCGCCGCCUUCUUAUGAAAGGAGCUCACCAUUAAGUGAUACCGGCACAAGUGAUCACACACCUGAGACACUAGAGGAGGAAGUUCGUAGUACAAGUAAACCAAUUGCUUCUCCUAAUGAGAAUGUGUUAAAAUUAUCAACUUUACGCAUAGAGAACCCGUCUGAAGAAGUGCGGAAAUCUUCCGUGAGUGCUAGAGCUACGGAUUCUGCAAGAGUGAUGAAAUUCAAUAAGGUGCUCUCCGAGACAAUGGUUAUAUUAGAUAAGUUGCGUGAGUUAGCUUGGAGUGGUGUUCCAGAUUACAUGCGUCCUACAGUAUGGAGACUUCUCUUGGGAUAUGCACCACCUAAUUCAGAUAGAAGGGAUGGGGUUUUGAGGAGGAAGCGCCUAGAGUAUCUUGAUUGUGUUUCGCAGUAUUAUGAUAUUCCUGAGACAGUUCGCUCAGAUGAUGAGAUCAACAUGCUCCGCCAGAUUGCGGUAGAUUGUCCUAGAACCGUACCUGAUGUUCCAUUCUUCCAGCAACAGCAAGUCCAGAAGUCACUCGAGCGUAUUCUUUACACAUGGGCUAUUCGGCAUCCUGCCAGUGGAUAUGUACAGGGGAUAAAUGAUCUUGUUACACCAUUUCUAGUCGUUUUCCUAUCAGAACACUUGCAAGGGGGUAUCGAUAAUUGGUCAAUGUCUGAUCUAUCUGCAGAGAAAAUUUCUAAUAUAGAGGCUGAUUGCUAUUGGUGCUUGUCAAAAUUACUGGAUGGUAUGCAAGACCAUUACACAUUUGCUCAACCAGGAAUUCAGAGGCUUGUUUUUAAGUUGAAGGAAUUGGUCAGGAGGAUUGAUGAGCCUGUUUCAAACCACAUGGAGCUUCAGGGACUAGAAUUUCUUCAGUUUGCUUUCCGCUGGUUCAACUGCCUGCUAAUCCGCGAGAUACCCUUCCAUCUUGUCACACGCCUCUGGGACACGUAUCUAGCUGAAGGAGAUGCCUUACCAGAUUUCCUUGUGUAUAUAUUUGCCAGUUUUCUUCUAACGUGGUCAGACAAGCUGAAAAAGCUUGAUUUCCAGGAGUUGGUAAUGUUCCUUCAACACCUUCCAACUCACAGCUGGUCUCACCAGGAGCUCGAGAUGGUGCUUUCCCGUGCAUUUAUGUGGCACAGCAUGUUCAACAACUCUCCGAGCCAUUUAGCCACUUGAUCAAGCAAUUGUGAUUUUUCUGUAUCUAGUUUUUUCUCCAAGAGUCCUUUUGUCCUUUUUUUGUGUGGUUUGAUCUUAUUGAUGAACUAUGUUUAUAACCAAUUUUUACCUGUAUCUUGUAAAGGAGAGAAAAAAUAAAUAGGAGGCAGAGAGAGACUAUUUGUUGUACUAAUUUUUUUACAUACAUACAUUCUACUACUAAUAUUCGGCAACUAA
Molecule: messenger RNA, 1615 nt
Organism: Arachis ipaensis
Lineage: Eukaryota; Viridiplantae; Streptophyta; Magnoliopsida; Fabales; Fabaceae
Biological process (GO): activation of GTPase activity
Molecular function (GO): GTPase activator activity
Source: RefSeq, a predicted model, not a curated record